AUGAACAACAGUGAUUAUGGACAAACAAGAGCGAUUACUAAUUAAAGUACUUAAAGGAAAAAAAGAAGAAAUAUCUCAAGUUGCACAAAGAAUAGCAUUGAUUAGAUGAAACCAUUAAGUGUAGAGGAUAGUUAAUUUCAUUCUGCUUAAGCAUUGAAGCAAUUAAAGAAAAGUUUAAGCAAUAUUCUUACCAUCACAAAUCAAAUGAAGCAGAGUAAUAAUAGCAAUUCAAGUAAAAGAGAUAUAACACAGCAAUUGAUUUAAAGAUAAGCUUCAAAUUCUGAAAUGCUUUCAAGAGAAGGUACAAAGUAACAGCUAUUUGGUAAUUAGAUUGGGAUUGGAAAAACUAUCAACGAAGAGAUCCAAGUCAAGCCUAAAAUUUAGAAUAUGCCCUUGAAGAAAUCGCAAUCAACUGCAAACAUAAAUACAAAUGCGAUGAUCAAUAACCUUUUCAAGAAAACUAACAAUAAUGUUUUGAGUAUGUUUCAUCCAAAAGCAUCGCAAAUAACAGCAAAUAAGUAGACAAUAGUCUCUGACUAUUAUGAUCACAUACCUAAUCCUCUGGAUACACAAUCAACAUUCCAAAUGGUUCAAACUCCUACUAAUCAAAAUACAAAUCUUCGAAAAAGUAGUAUAUAAAUCCUCGAAAUCGGAAAUUCAGAUGAAAAACAAAAUAUGCAUAGCACUCUAUCCCCUACUUCUAAUUCAAAGCUAAAGUCUUUAAAAAAACCACUCAACUUCAAAGACUUUUAUGCUUCAUUCACUCUCAGAAAGUAUAAAACCAAUUCGGAUCUUAUUUAGCAGUAUCAGCAGAAUAAUUAAGGAAGCAACAAGAAGUAAAUUAGAAAUUCUCAUUCACAGUCUACCUUAUAACAGCAAUCAUUAAUGUCUAAAUUGCCUCACUUGAGCUAAGCAUAACAAGAUGAAAAUGAUCUCGAAAAGAAACAAGUUAAGGAAAUUCAGAGGGAGAUUGAAAAUUACUAAUAGGUAGCUUAAUCAUAUAAGCAUCUCAGAAAAGCUUUUGAAAAUGAAAAUUUGAUUACGUUUCUAUAAAAGGAACUUGAGCUAGAAGAUAAGCGCAUCAAAAUGCUUUAAAGAGACCCAGAUCUUGCUAAGAAGUUGUAUCCCUUUAACAAAAGAAUGGGAUUAGUAGAAUUUAUGGACAGGAAUAAUGUAGCAGGUGAUUCCAAAGAGGCUGCUGAAAACAGUUAGCUUCAUAUAAAAAUCAAUGAAAAAUAUUUCCAAAAGUUAUUGGAUAAAGAAGAUGAAAGGGUUUAAAGGUCACAAAAAUUUCUUAAGAAAAAUGACUAUAGAGUUGAUUUUAGAAAAAUGAGGCAAGCCUAUGAAGGUAGAAUGUGGCGAAAAGAUCUGAAAGAUGCAAUGGAUAUGAAGAAAUUUGUAAAUGAAAAUCUAAACAAGAAUAUGAUGGAACAAAGAUGGACAUUAAAUCUGAUGAGAAAAAGAGGGAAAAAUCCUAAGAAUCUCAUGUUAAUCAAUUGA
Molecule: messenger RNA, 1500 nt
Organism: Stylonychia lemnae
Lineage: Eukaryota; Ciliophora; Spirotrichea; Sporadotrichida; Oxytrichidae
Source: the annotation of a GenBank genome assembly